Molecule: messenger RNA, 2221 nt
Organism: Agrilus planipennis (emerald ash borer)
Lineage: Eukaryota; Metazoa; Arthropoda; Insecta; Coleoptera; Buprestidae
Gene: Exo70
Product: exocyst complex component 7
Exons: 13
Coding region: 50-2152 (700 amino acids)
Biological process (GO): exocytosis
Cellular component (GO): exocyst
Molecular function (GO): phosphatidylinositol-4,5-bisphosphate binding
Source: RefSeq, a predicted model, not a curated record
UUAUAACCUCAACAUACAGAUUAUUAUUAGAUUCAAAUAAUUCAUCAAAAUGAAUUAUUUAGAAGAGAAAAAAAUAGAAAUAAGGAAUAAAUUAGAGAAUGAGCAGCUGAACCUUUCCAUUUUGGAGGAGAAAAUUUCCAAAAGUGCUCAAAUAACUAAAGGAAUUGAAACAAUUUUAAACACAUUUGAACAACGGUUAUCAAAAUUAGAAGACACGAUCCUUCCUGUUUAUAAUGAAACGGAAUAUUUGCAGAAAUGUCAGUACAACAUUGAUAGAACUUUGCAGGCUCUAGAUAAUGUAAUUGGAUAUUAUGAUGUGUCAGCUUCAGUAGAAGAUGUGAUUGAGAAAGGACCUGGGGUUGUUACUGAAGGGGGCGUUCCCUUAGAUACUUAUUUAGCAUCAUUAAAUAGACUUGCAAGAGCUCAAAAGUAUUUUGAAAAACAUAUUCCACAGAGCGUCGAACUGGAGAAUGUGGCAACACUGUUCAAUAAAGGAAGUGAUAAACUAAAUUCUGAAUUCAAAUCUAUUUUAGACAAGUACAAUAAACCCGUUCUACCAGCUACUGUAUUAAGUUUAAUUGGUAGCGAUGAUGAUACAUCAAAUGAAGAUGUCCCAUCUCCACCGCCCCAAAUACCCGACACUUCUAAGAAAGAACUAACAAAAAUGGCAGACUGGUUGUUGGAUCAUGACAGAGAUGAGUUCUUAACUGUUUAUGGUAAAGUGAGAGGUGGGGUACUUCAAAGAUCACUUACACUUUUAAGAAAUCAUCAAAGAUCUGCUAGUGGAGGAAGCACUUACGGGUUUACAAGUUCACCUAUGAUGCGCCAGAAGUUUCAAAACAGACACGAGGCGUCUAGGAAACCGUCUACAAGAAGAUUACAACACGUUUUCGAAAGAAAAGCCAAUCGUAUGCUAUUGAGGGCCUCCCAAACGAUAGAACAUUCCACAGGAUUAAAUUUGGGGUCGAGAAGGUCAUCAUCACAUUUAGAUCCAUCCUACAGUGGAGAAGAGGUGGACAAUGAACAGGAAAUGGAAAACUAUUUAGUUUGUGUAGUUGCUUUACAUAAAUUGAUGCAACUGGAGCAUUCUCUGAUGAAGGGCAUUAUAACACCCACCCAUCAACCCCGAGUAUUCGAACUUAUUGUCAGGGAAUCAAUGGAUGCGGUGGUGCAGGAUGGAGAGAACAUAGCAACUAGAGCAAAACGAUGCAUAAGCAGGCAUGAUUUUGGUUCAGUUUUGGUUAUUUUUCCGAUUCUGAAGCAACUUAUGAUGUUAAAACCGGAAUUUGAAAGAACCGUUGAAGAAUGCGAUCCCAACGUACGAUCUAAAUUUGAUUCAAUUUUGAAUACUCUCCAUUCUACAGCUGCAAAAGCUUUGGAAGAUUUCGUUGAAAGUCUACGUCUUGAUUCUGUGACUCAGUUUCCCAAAGACGGCACUGUUCAUGAAUUAACGAGUAACGUGCUGAUAUUUUUGGAACAUCUACUCGAUUAUAUCGACACGUUAGGUUUGGUUUUGGGGGAUGACCCGAGUUAUUGUAUGCAACUGGACAAACUACGCAAUGUCGAUAAGAACAAGGCUUUAUUGGGACUUUACAUAAAAAAGGUUUUGGUACAAUUAAAUCAUACUCUACUAAGCAAGAGCGAACAGUAUGGAGACAUUGCCCUAAAAUCUAUCUUCCGAUUAAACAACAACAAUUAUGUUUUGAAAUCCUUGCAAAGAAGUAAACUGUUGGAACUAUAUAGAAUAGCCGAGCCUAAAUGUGAACAAUACUAUUAUAAUUCGAUUCAAGAACACAAAAAGGCUUAUUCACAAAGUUGGACAAAGUUGUUAAGUUACAUUUGGAGUUCAGACGACCAACCCAUCGCAUUAAUGCACGGAGACAAAAUGAGAGACAAAGAAAAGGCUGUUAUUAAAGAAAAAUUUUCGGAAUUGGAGGAAAUAGCAAAAGUUCAAAGGAGUUACUCCAUCCCUGACAUUGAAUUGAGAGAAAGUUUAAAAAGGGAUAAUAAGGAAUAUAUUAUCCCAAAAUAUAAUGCGUUCUACGAAAUGUAUUCAUUGCUACCGUUUUCAAAAAAUCCAGAAAAAUAUGUCAAAUAUAAACCCGACGAAGUGUCUGCAAUGAUAGACCGAUUUUUUGAUGUUGCGGCUUAAUGCAGACAACAAAUUUAUCUAAAACUUACGUAAUUUUAUUUAACAAUAAAUAGUCAACAUUUAAUAUUU